CUCCUCGCCAUUUUUUCUCUCUGUAUUCACUGUUGAUCAUCAUAUGCGUGCCACUUUUCUUGUUCUGUUUCCCUUUAAUUAUUGGUUCGCUUCUCCUUCUAUGGUAUGCUCGAUUCUCCAGGCCGCGAUCGAAAGUUUGGCCAAAAGAAAAACCCAUCGCUCCGAAUUGCCCUUGUGGAAUCCGCGUUGAGAUAGUCGCGCGAAUCGAGUUGGAGUUCGUUGGGGACCGUUUUUCGCAAGUUUAUGUGUUGAGGACUUCCAGCUAGCGUUGCGUGCCUUUGUCGAUGGUUUGAAAUGUAUCGGUUGGUGUGAAGUUGAGCACGUGGGGAUUCCAGUUUCUCUCAAUUACGGGUCUUGGUCAAUCAAUCGGUCUUCAGCUCCGCUAUCCUUCAUGGGUAUUUGAUCAAUUUGAGCUUGUCAAUUGUUAGGCGUCUGCCGUAAGUAACUUCUUUGAAGUCCUUGGACGACACUUCGAGCUUUAAUUGCUGUUUUUAUUUAACUGUUUUUAUUAGUCAAUGCUCAGACCUGUCUGGACGAACAGAUGUUUCUUGCCCGAUGACACCGAGUACUUCCAUGUAUAAAAAAGUUGCUUCUUUCCCGAGUCUGUCAGUGAAUUUGACCUCGUUUCAAGCUUAUAAAGCCCUUUUAGUAUGCGCUCAUGUUAACUCCCAUUGCACUGUCAUGCUUGCUUCAUAGCCAUCUAUGUCGAUCACCUGCUGCCUUCCCAUCGUCGAAUCGGUGUACUGUCUGGCGUGUGCCCGUUGGGUGUGGAAGAAAUGCCUCUACUCAGCGGGCCACGAGAGUGAGAACUGGGGGCUUGCUACAGUGGAGGAGUUUGCGGCUGUGCCUCGCCUUUGUCGCUACCUUCUAGCUGAAUACGAGGAUGAUCUUCAUAAUCCAAUAUGGGCACCCCCUGGAGGGUAUGGAAUGAAUCCCUAUUGGGUCGUACAUCGUAAGGACUACGAUGAGACACUAGGCCGUGCUCCUCCUUACAUGCUGUAUAUGGAUCAUGAAAAUAGGGACAUUGUGUUGAUCAUUCGGGGACUCAAUUUAGCGAAGGAAUGUGAUUAUGCAGUUUUGCUGGAUAAUAAACUAGGGCAGACAAAAUUGGACGGUGGGUAUGUCCACAAUGGGUUGUUAAAGGCAGCUGGGUGGGUAUUCGAUGCUGAGUGCGAGGUUCUAAAGGAAUUACUUGAAAGUUUUCCAGAGUAUACCCUGACUUUUGCUGGACACUCCCUUGGGGCAGGGGUGGUGGCCUUGUUGACUAUUGUGGCAGUCCAGAAUCGAGAGAAGUUGGGAAAUAUUGACAGGAAGAGGAUUAGAUGUUAUGCUAUUGCUCCUGCUAGGUGCACGUCACUGAAUUUGGCUGUGAGAUAUGCAGAUGUAAUUAAUGCCAUCGUUUUGCAGGAUGAUUUUUUGCCACGGACAACAACUGCCUUGGAGGAUGUUUUCAAAUCUGUUCUCUGCUUGCCAUGCUUAUUAUGCCUUAUGUGCUUGAAGGAUACAUGCAUCCUGGAAGAAAAGAUGCUUAGAGAUCCGAGGAGGUUGUAUGCUCCUGGACGAUUAUAUCACAUCGUUGAGCGAAAGCCCAUGAGGUUAGGGAGGUUUCCUCCUGUUGUGAGGACAGCAGUUCCUGUGGAUGGGAGGUUUGAGCAUACGGUCCUUUCUUGCAAUGCAAUUUCUGACCAUGCUGUCAUUUGGAUUGAAAGAGAAUCUCAAAGGGCUCUCGAUGUACGUUUCAGCUUCUAAAUUAUCAAUUAAUGCUGGAGAGAGAUAAGACGAUGGACAUCCCAGUGAGCCAGAGAAUGGAGCGGCAAGUGUCCAUGGUGCGAGAACAUGAUGAGGAAUACAAAGCAGCACUUCAGAGGGCGGUUGAUUUGGAUAUUCC
This is a messenger RNA of Rhodamnia argentea, 1888 nucleotides long. RefSeq lists its product as uncharacterized. The transcript is spliced from 5 exons. The record is from RefSeq and is a predicted model, not a curated record. Bases 703 to 1749 code for a protein of 348 amino acids. Lineage: Eukaryota; Viridiplantae; Streptophyta; Magnoliopsida; Myrtales; Myrtaceae. Gene Ontology annotation, biological process: lipid catabolic process.